AAAUGUGCUGUGCUUAUUUUCAACAUUUAUUAAUAUGACGCUGUUGUGAAAGAGAUGAGAGUAUUUCGCUUUGCUUGGGGCGAUAAAACUGUUCCUAUUGCCAGCUUUUAACUCGUUUCAUAGGACAUUCAGAAAAUUCAUUGCAGUAAGGAUCUGCUUGUGGGCAGUGUGCUCUUUCCAUUGUCGUUCGGAUAUUUUGCAAGACCGCAAUGUUUGUCGGCGGUUGAGGUUAUGUUGAGUUUAGGGCACGGGAAUGGGGGCAGUGAAUGAAAGAAAGCUGCGAGACAUUGACUGCAUUGGUAGUUAACGUAGUUGACCUCAAGAGAAUGUUGAUUAGGUUAAAAUUGUUGCCUAGUAUACCCUCAUUCUAAGAAUUUCAAUGGAGUAGGUUUAUAUUUACAGAUACGGAACAAUAAUAACAAAUAGAAAUGAGAUCCAUGAUGAAAUCAGGAGUAGAGUACAUUCGGAAAACGAUUGUUUUUUUUUCCAAUUCAAAAACUUAUCAUCCCGUUUGAUACCUAGAACUCAAAAAUCAAGACAUGUAAAACAAUAAUAUUGCCAGUUGUCUUCUAUGAUUGUGAAACAGUCUUUUAUCUUGAAGAAAGAAUUUAGAUUACAAGUGUUUGAAAACUAGGUGCUCUGGAAGAUAUUAAGACCUAGGAAGAAUUAAAUAAAUGGUGGGGAGUUGCAUGAAUUGUACAGAUCACCAAGCAUAGUGAGGAUGUAAAAUAUGGGAGGCUCCGAUUAGCUGGACAUAUGGCACAUAUGGAGGCAAGGGGUGCAUACAGAACUUUGGUGGGAAAUCCUUCUGGAUAACGACCAGUCGACAGACCAAGAAGGAGACAGGAGGAUAAUAUCUAGGUAGAUCUUACGGAUGUGGGCUGUGAGGAUGGAAAAUGGAUUGAGUUGGCUCAGGAUCAUGUCUUCUGGCAGGCUUUGGUGUUGUAAGUGUUAGACCUGCAGGUUCUGGUACACAUGUCAUUCUGAGAAGAUAAGGAACUUCACUCAAAUCACUCGUAAUGAAAUAUAAGCCACUUCUCGUCAGUUCAUGGUCUUAAUGCAAAUUAUUGUGAUCACAGGAGAGGACUGAGUUGGACAUGUGCUUUGUUUUGAUAAAGAGCCUUGAUGCUCACUGUCCAAGAAACUACACAUUUUAUAUGCAUAUGUAUGCAUGCAGGAUAACUGGAUAUUUUGGAUGCAAAUACUUUUUGCACUUGUUGUACGAGCUUAAUACAAGAGGCUAGCUUGAUGCUUGAGAUUCUGCUGAUUUGGAAAUUGUGUUUCACCUGUAUUUUUGCUUGCCUGAAGAACAGUGUAUUAUGUGCAGCAACACUUGGCAAGCAGAUGUGAUAUCACAACAGGAAUUUGACUGUAAACUUGACUUGUGUUACUAAGAAAUCUGACAGCACUAGUCUGACUUGACAUACAUUGCGUGCGCAUACCGUACUACGUACUUGUUGUGGAGACGCCAUUUUGCGUAUUGUCGACUGCAGCGCCACCACUGAUUACCUACAAGACCUAUGGAAAAAAGGGUCGACAUCAAGCUUCCUACCAGUCGAGGGAAGUGGAUGGACCUACAAGGAAGGCGGCAAUGGUGAGUGCUGUCAGUAUCAGCGGUGAAGAAAAACUGAUCGCUGACUCACUUCAUAGGCAGCAUAUAUAAACGACCUGAUGAAUGGCCGGGGAUGUGCCAGGUUGGUGCCCGACAGUCGCCAGUGGACCUGGAUCCUAAAACAGCUGUUCCUGGUCAUUUUGAGUCGCUGGUUCUUCUCAACUAUGACAGGAAGACAGUUGGGAAUGUGACUAAUAAUGGACACACUUUGAUGCUGACUUUUGAACAGCCCUGUGAAAUGGUUAUGGCAGCAGGUGGUUUGCCUGCUGUGUACCGUCUGGAACAGAUACACUUUCAUUGGAGAUCUGAACACACUUUUCAAGGAAAGAGAUGUCCUCUAGAAAUGCAUAUGGUGCACUAUGAUCGUCAGUUCAAAAAACUUGGCGAUGCUGUAAAAUUUAAUCAGGGUUUGGCCGUGCUUGCAGUGUUAUUCUAUGAAACAAAGGAACCAAAUACAGUGCUCCAGCCCUUGUUGGAAUUCAUGCCUGAAGUGAGUCAAACAGAGGGAAUCCCAUACAAGUUAUCCCAACAUGUAACACUCCAGAAUUUAUUGCCUGAUGAACUAAAUUACUUCUAUCGUUAUGCUGGAUCACUCACAACACCAAACUGUGAUGAAUCAGUUGUGUGGACAGUUCUAGCACAACUUGUACCUAUUGGAGUACAGCAGGUGGCACAGUUUCACAAGGUUCAGUCACACCAUGAACCACUCACAUCCAACUUCAGACCAAUCCAAACGGUGAACAAGCGGCAGAUCUACUUGCAGCAACCUUCCGAAAGAUAUCAAGAAAUAUCAGCUGCCUCCAGUGUAUAUGAAUCUUGUUUUAUUGUAAUUGUAUUGAGUACAUUCAGUAUAACUCAUUGACUUUUUCUUCAUAGUUAACUUAGUCUGGAUGUAAUAAUACCAGGAAUAAAGAAAAACUCAAUUCCCA
Messenger RNA from Zootermopsis nevadensis, 2541 nucleotides. Its product is annotated as Carbonic anhydrase 8. Gene Ontology annotation, molecular function: carbonate dehydratase activity; zinc ion binding. The record is from RefSeq and is a predicted model, not a curated record. Gene Ontology annotation, cellular component: plasma membrane. NCBI's taxonomy places the organism in Eukaryota, Metazoa, Arthropoda, Insecta, Blattodea, Termopsidae.